Molecule: messenger RNA, 1806 nt
Organism: Salvia miltiorrhiza (redroot sage)
Lineage: Eukaryota; Viridiplantae; Streptophyta; Magnoliopsida; Lamiales; Lamiaceae
Product: protein ROH1-like
Exons: 2
Coding region: 361-1521 (386 amino acids)
Source: RefSeq, a predicted model, not a curated record
AAAUAAAUUGCUUUUUUUUCUACUAAUAAAUUUGAUAUUAAUAUAUAGAAAAUCAAAGCACACAUUUAUACGGGCGCGCACACAAUUGUAUUUGUGUUGUGCCACCAGCAGCUAUACAGUUGUCUUUCCUCUCUGGUUUCCCUUUCUCUAUUUUCGCUUUAUUUUUCUUGGUGUCAAAUAUUUUCCACUCUACUUCUCUUCCAAAUCACUCGUAGCUAUGCCUUUACUAGGGUUUGAAUUUCCGUUUUGCUUCAAAAUUUCACAUGUUUCUGGCGUCCUCAUUUUCAUGUAGACAUCAUAUAGCCGUAACAAUCAAGUUUGUUUUUAGGAGUUUGAGGAGAUCUGUUACAAUUUGAAGAAAUGCCUUCUCCAAAUAAUCAUGGAUCCCAUAUCCCUUUUGCAUCUUUUCGUCGCUCUAUAUUGACUAUAAGAAGUGAUCAGGUUCAUUCAGAAAUGAGCCAUGAUUCGAAUAUCAAGUACCUGGAGUCGUUCCAACGACAAGUUUUUGCCCGUUUCCAUGACCUUUCAUUGGUUAAUGCGGACGAGCUCCUCUCCGUUUCUUGGAUACACAAAUUGUUGGACGCGUUCACUACGUGCCAGGAGGAUUUCAGCGCCUUACUAUCCGAUAACAAAGCAUUUCUCUCGAAACCACCGGCAGACAGGCUUGCUACUGAGUACUUUGAGAGAACCAUCAAGGCAAUGGAUAUCUUCAAUGCAACUCGUGAUGGUGUUGAGACUGUUCGUGUCUGGCAGAAGCAUUUGGAGAUUGUGGUAUGUGCUCUUGAUGAUCGGCAGAGAAUGCUUGGUGAGAGCCAGUUUCGUCGUGCUAGAAAAGCCUUGAUGGAUUUGGCAUUACUGAUGUUAGAUGACAAAGAUACCGGUUCAGUAUUUUCACACAGAAACCGCUCUUUUGGGCGAAAGGGCAAGGAACACCAUCGGAGCUCAUCAGGGCACUCGCGGUCACUGUCUUGGAGCGUAUCGCAUUCUUGGUCAGCGUCUAAGCAGCUCCAGUCCAUUGCAAAUAACUUGGUUCCUCCAAAAGCGAGUGAAAUAGCAGCGACUAAUGGUUUGGCGAUGCUCAUCUUUGCAAUGAGCUAUAUUCUGAUGUUUGUGUUAUGGGUUCUCGUUGCUGCAAUCCCUUGUCAGGACCGAGGCGUGCAGAUUCACUUUGCAAUCCCUCGUCAGUUCUCGUGGAGUACGCCUCUGUUCUUACUCCACAGCCGAAUUAUGGACGAGUCCAAGAAGAGAGAGCGACGUAACACCUGUGGAUUGUUAAAAGAGAUAUAUCAGAUUGAGAAGUGUGUGCAUCAGUUGACAGACUUGGUAGAUGCCGCUCAGUUCCCACUGUCGGACGAGCUGAAGGAAGAAGUAAAAGAGAAUGUCAAAGAGCUGUCUCUAGCAUGUGAAGCUUGUAAGACGGGACUUGAGCCACUGCAACACAAGUUACGCGAGACAUUCAGGAAAGUCAUGGCUUGCCGGUCCGAGGGCCUUGAGUUCCUUGGCAAGGCUACAGAGCCUUAAUGAAGGAGCUGUUGGAAAGGAAGUGCAAAUAUGAUGCUAUAGUUUUUACCAUUAAAGAGAAUCUUUGAGAUGUUGCCUACACUAAUAAAAAAUUUCAGGUAGAUUUUGUACUUAGUGAUAUAUACUUUCUUGUAUAAUUUUACUUUGUGUCUGUUGUAUCAUUGUGUUUCCAGAUCUCUGUCUGUGUGAGGCUGGCCUUCAAUUUUUUCUUGAUUGAUUCUUUAUUCUUGUUAAACAUGUAUGUCUGGGAAAAAUAUGCCCUUUUGAUCCAGUCCAUUUCAACAA